CAACUGUGCAUCAUACUGCGCAUUCUGCACAUUUGCACUUGCGGUACAAUGAGCAUGCCAAUUUUGAGUCGGAACACGCUUUUGCGUUUUCGUUCGGCUUCUGCAGUACUGAAUACUGUCAGGAAGAGACAAUACAAUUUUGCCUCCAGACAGUAUGUUGCUUGUUUCGGUGAUCUACCUCCUGUCGAUACUGACAAGCUCCGAAAGGAUGCACUGAAGUAUCUGGAUAGUUUCGAUCCCAAACUGUGGUACGACAAGCCUAUAGUGACUCACCUGCAGGGUCACAGUUUGGCCAGCGGCGACAAGGAUGCCAAGUCGAUCACUACGACGGAUGCAUUCCAAAAGGAGAAUGGCUUGCAGAUUCUCAGCAGUCCCAAAGUUGUGGACAGAGUAAUCCAGCACAUACAGACUUACCAAGCCCCUGACAAGGAUUUGCGGAAGGUCGUGAGGAGUAUCGAAAGCGAAAUCCUUUUCAACGAGAGCGCGGCUAUGCUAAUUGGAAACCAGGCGAAAGAUUUUGGCAAGCAGGAUGGGGUUACUGAGAUUGAAGAGUCGCACAUGGCAAACACCGUCGAGCGGCGGUUGAAUGAUAAGCUCUUCGAAGACGAGACGAAAGGCAUGCUGCACAUUGAUCGCAGCCCUGCACUCGUAGGCUGUGUGUCCAAUUUCACGAACUUUCUGGAUCUUUGCCGGAAAACUCUGCGCAAUCUGGAGUUGGGCAUCCCCGUGGUAGUGCUGUCGCGGUCAAACACCGUACAGCAUACCUUUAGAUGGUUCAUGAUGCUACAGGAGUAUAUGCAGAAACACGGGCUGGACGCAGGCAUGGUGACAUACGUCUCAUGUGAUAUUGAGCAACAGCGCCGUAUUAUGAGCGAAUGCAACGGCAGCCCACUUUACUUCACAGGCGCUCGUCCAGUAGCGAAGGCGAUCAAAGAUAUCCUCCCGAAUACUUUCUCCUCCACCGGAGGCCCGAAUACGAUGGUAGCCACACACCUAACGGGCCCUGUCAAUGAGGCUGUGAUUAUGUCAGCCGCGAUAGAGAACAGUGGCCAGUGUACCGCUCUACGUCAUCUGGUCACACCAAACUGCACCGAUGGAGUUCUUGAAGACAUAUUCUCCCGCGAAAAUUUGCAAGUGGUGGAUCAAGCCAGUGAUAGUCUGCGGGUGGAGGGCUUCAGUGCGCAAUUAAAAGGCUGGGCGGAGACAUUCGGAAAAGAAGUACCUGAAACUCACACUCAGCACUCAGAGAAGGCGCCUGUUGCAUACAGGAUCUCCGCAUACACACCCAAAACUACGGAAAGCAAUGCGCACGUCAGUACCCAGUCGUUGCCAUACGGAAUCGAUGAACACUGGCGCAGAUGUUUUGUGGAUGUAACGACGACAGCAGAUGUGGAGACUCUGUCCUCGGAGGCGUUUGUAAAUGAUCUUUGUCGCUGGUUAGUGACUGAGCAACCCAUUACACUGAGUGUCAACGCGCCAGACAGCAUUGAGCGAGAGAAGGGGUGGCCUCUAGCCAUGAGGUUGUUCGAGAAAACUGCUCAAGUCGUGUAUUCAAUAGGUGAUACUGAGAAGUCACCCGCGCUCUCGUGCCAGGCCCGCCCGCAAGAGGCUGAAGUGUUUGGUGAGUUCCCGCCGAGAUCAGUACUGUCAACAUACACCAAAUUCCCUGUAAUAGUGCCCUCCUCCACACCGGGAUAUAUGACCACUUACACCCAUCUACACCUGCUCAACGAGGCCGCUAAGGCGAAGGAGUUUGAGGCGUGCAAAGCAGUGCGAUCGCUAUGGUCUUGUGUAAAGAAUAAAGUCGAUACAGACUCACAGACGCAUGUGCACGGGUACCUGGCCAUGCUGAGUGACUAUAUAUACGAUGCAACACAAAGUGGGCCACACAAGGGCUAUGGCGCCCGUACCGCGCUGUGGGGUCUGCAGAGACCACCAAUAAACGGACAGAUGACUGAAAUACGCAUACCCACCUCAGACGUGGAUACGUGCACGCAGGCGUUACCCUACAUUCUACCUUUCUACAUGACUAAUGCACGCGAACAGGUGCGAGUGUCCAUGACCUCGGGAGACGAUGAAGGAAAGAACUUUGCGAAGGAAUUGGAGAAAGCAUGCCCAGGUUUGCAGAUUGUCUGUGAGGCGCAAACGGACUUCGAUAUGCGAGUGCAGACGGUGAAUCCAUGGAACGCGCUUGUGAUUGGUCGAGACACUGGUACUGGUUCCCUGCUGCUAAAUGACCAGUACCCGCUGGUGGACAAGUUUGUGAGUGUGCUGAUGCCGUUGGGUCAUAUCAAAUCCACUCGAUCAGACGAUACUGAAUUCCUGGAAGCCUUCUCUCGUUCACAUAAAUGGCUGCGGGCUCAGUGAUGCCCCGCCAUCGAGGAAGCAGGUGAUGCUGGGACCCACAGUGCUACCGCAAUGAGAUUGAAACUGAGCGCUCCGAAUGAUAACGAGAUGACUUCAUACUGAACCAAAUAUACAAUAAACUCCUAGCUCACGGUGUACAAAUUAGUGUUCGCUUCUUCCUCCAAUAAAGCCAUUCUAAUGCGUA
Molecule: messenger RNA, 2551 nt
Organism: Sphaeroforma arctica JP610
Lineage: Eukaryota; Ichthyosporea; Ichthyophonida
Exons: 7
Coding region: 49-2367 (772 amino acids)
Molecular function (GO): oxidoreductase activity
Source: RefSeq, a predicted model, not a curated record